This is a messenger RNA of Ciona intestinalis (vase tunicate), 3413 nucleotides long. The record is from RefSeq and is a predicted model, not a curated record. Lineage: Eukaryota; Metazoa; Chordata; Ascidiacea; Phlebobranchia; Cionidae.
GUGUCGCAUCUCCCCCCACCCUUUUAUAUAUGUUUGUUAAAAACAGUAACGCUAAUUUGGUCUGUGGUUACGUCAUUUACAAAAAUAAUGUCAAAAAUGUCCUAGAACACAGUCACGCGAAUGGGAUGGCUUAAUUUUACAUAACGUUUACACGUUGCGAUGGCUGAGAAAUUCUCCGACGUUUUUAUUUCUUUUGUUUAAAACACCCUCUUGUUUCAUGAGGUGUCUCUCAUUUGUCCUACGAGUGAAUAACACAUUGACCAGUUAUUGUUUCGAUACAAUGAUGAACACAAAAGGAAUCAACGAAGCGAGAGAAACACCACCUUUGUGGACGUCGGCAACAUACAUUCAUGUAAAUAUUAGUAUAUAGCAACCGUCUUCUUAUUGUUUAGAAGGACGAAACGCACUGUCGAGAUUUAUUGGGCAAACUUUUCGCAGCAGAUUAUACCAACACUGGAAUUUUUGAUUUAGUUGAAAAGAAAAAGGUGUUACAGUUUUUUUUUUAAAUGUCGUUUAUGCAUUUUGUGAGUAUUUUUAUCGUGUUUUCGCUGUGUACGUGGAAGACAGGACAGUGUAUUGAUCUUACAACACAAGCUAAUGCAACUGGAUCAUCAGUGGUUUCGAGGUGUGUCGAAUUAAUAGAGAACUCAGGAAUUUUUCGCGAUGAUUCGAACCUGUUACGUCGGCUUGCUUACGUUGAAACAACUGACGGUACAUCAUAUACAGCAAAUCAAGGUGGAAUAUGGAAGGUUUCACAGUUUGUAUUUACGGAGCUCCAAUCUCAGAACUUUAACGCUUCGAUCUAUUACACUGCAGUGAUGAGUCAUUUUUCCAUAGAUUGGCAAUCUGUGACGUAUGCUGACUUAGACAAACCGCUAUAUUCUGCUUUAGCAGCGAGAUUGGUAAUUGCACAUGCAGAAAUAAUAGUAUCUGGUACUAUAUCUACGGACAUCAACGUUCAGUACAACACUUGGGCGUUUUAUUUCCAUGACAACCAACAAGCGACGACUCUUUCUGAAUUCACCACUUUAAUCGCCCAGAUUCCUACACAAUGCCAAUCAGAUCAAAGGGAUAUUGUUUUGCUGAUUGAAAGUUCAUCUGCCAUACCCACAGCUGACUUUAACAACAUGAAAGCAUUUGCUCUUUCUCUAAUCGGCAGGUUUAGUAUUUCUGUCAACAAAACAAGAUUUGGAAUCAUGCAGUUUGCCAAUAACCAAAUGGAAAUAGUCAGCAUAAGAGAUGGUGUUGAUUUGGCGAAUGUCACUAAUGCUAUUAAUGGAAUGACAUUACUUAAUUCUGAACCAGUCCGAACAGGAAUAGCAAUUGCUCAUGCUGUUUCUCUUUUCACAAGCAGUGGAAGAGGCAUAAAUGGUGGAUUUGCCACAGUGCUUGUGGUGAUCACAGAACGACCAAGUAUCGACAAUGUUAGUGUUCCUGUGGGCAAUGCUGUUGCAAGCGGAAUCGACAUUCUAUCGGUUGGGGUGGGAAAUAACAUAGAAAUGAGUGAAAUUACCAGCAUUGUUUCGGCGUCGAAUAACAUUUUCUACUCGAGUUCUUUCACAUCGCUUUUAACCUUGACGGAAAGUGUUACAAAAGGAGUUUGUCGGGCUCAGAUUGUGACGUCAGGGAAUUUAUCUAUUUCUGGCACACUUUUUCCCUCUACAAGUCAGUCUAUCAGGCUUACACUGUCUGCAAUUGGAACUGGAUUUCGGUUGUCGACUACUAUAGGAACUAUCACGGCAUAUUUUUCAACUACAAAUAACUAUCCAACAUCAGCUGUGUAUGACAACAGAAUGGUUGUGAAUAUUCCAAACACAAUAUUCUUUUACAACUACACACCUCCAGCUGCUCAACUCAAUAACGGGCAAAUAGUGAUGUACGUUGGAUUGGAAUGUACGUCCACUUUACCAACAAUAUAUCAAUUGGAUAUUGGAACACCAUAUGUGCCAACUCUUCCUCCUGUCCAAGUUGUUUCUGUCAGUGAAGCGCCGCUUUCCGAUGCAGAAAUUGCGGGCAUAGUCAUUGCUUGUUUGAUAUUUCUUUGUGGAAUUAUCAUUGCAGUGGUUUAUUAUUGCUGCGCAAGGAAUUAUCCAAUAGCUGCACAAAAAAAGGAGGGAGUUGAAAAAGUUGCUGUUGCCGUAAAAGGACGUGCUGUGAACACCAGUAUGUUUUCGUCACAAAUUUUGACGGUAGAUUCGGAAACUCCAGAACAAAUUAAAAAACCGCCAACAACUGAAGUUGCUGUUAACACUCCACUAACACCUGCCUCUGCCGACGAGAGCUUCAGUCCAGUGCAGGCUAUUGAUGAUGAAGAGACUGUUAUUCGCGAACGCUUGCAUAAGGCUGUUGUAAACAAAGAUAUAUCAUUGAUUGUCGCGAGUCUUGUAGAUUUUCGAAAUCUUGAAUUAAGUGACAAAGAUGGUGAUGUCAUACUUGCGGAAAAAAUAAUUUCGGUGCAAAACUGCAAAGAAGGCUUAAGCUUUGCAAUGGCAAAAAGAAAUGUCCAUUAUUUACAAAGAGCAAUAUUUGAUGCCAAACAAAAAAACCAUCAACAAGAAUUAUCACAAGAAAUUCAGAAUGCAGAAAUAUUAUUAAAAGACUUGAAUAAAAUUCAGAGUUGCACAGCUAAGCUGAAAGCUGCCAUGGACAAUGAUGAUGUCGAUCUCGUCGAACAGCUCACUUUUGAACUUCGGAAACUUUGUGGGUCUGACCAUUCGGCAGUAGAUAAGUUGCUGGAGGUUUAUCGCUGUAAAGAUGACCUUGAACGAUCAAUGAGAACACGCGACUUGGAAUUGGUCACUACUACACUUGAUAUUAUUGAAAAACGAGGUUACGAGUCUGAACUCCCAGUAGAAGUAAAGCAAGCUAAGCGGAUGAAACGUGAACUGGAGUAUCUUGAAAAGGUUCGUCGUGAUGUUUUAAAUUUAAACCAAAGUCGGGUCUCGGAGAUAAGAAGUUAUGGAAAGCCACCACCGGGUGUCCAUGGAGUUAUGAAGGCCGUGUAUCUCAUACUUGGUCAUCCAAAUGAACUUUUGGAGAAAUGGGGAAACAUUCAGACAUUAAUGGGUAAGACUGGCAAGGACGGACUUCGUCGGCAAAUUCAAGCAAUCGAUCCAAGAAAAGUGAAUUUGGAGAAAGCUCAAACUGCCUUUUCGAUCAUUGAGCAAUUCGACCUGGCAUCAGUGCAGGAACUCAGUUUAGGACUUUCUCUUUUCUACAUAUUCGUUCGCUCCGUAAUUGAAGAAGUGGAGAAGUUACACACUGGUGUGUUGAAUGCGCCGUCACCAUUCGACUACCUACGUGCUACAGCAACACCAAGGCCAAACUGGGACAAACUACAAGCAGCCGGUUAUAACAUCCAACGAUAAAUUACAAAAAGACGGGAAUAAAAAUUUUUCUCUUUUUACACUGCA